AAAGUCAAAAUGGCGUCGCCUAGUCUUUCGCCUCCCUUUCCCAUUCCACUUGGUGCAAGAAGAGCAACAGUUUCGUUGUAGUGGUGUUUUCUUCAUCGCAAAUCAAGAUGCAGAACGAAGCAGGAGAGAAUGUUGACAUCUACUGCCCCAGGAAGUGUUCCUACACGAACAACCUGAUCUCGGCCAAGGACCACGCCAGUGUCCAGAUCAACGUCGCCGACAUCGACGAGACCACUGGUCAUGCCACUGGCACUUUCAAGACCUACGCCCUGUGCGGUGCCCUCCGCGGAAUGGGUGAGGCUGAUGAUGCUCUCAACAGACUGGCAGCUCAGGAUAAAAUCACGCACGGACUUGCUCAGUAAGAUGUACCAGCGGAAAUAAACGUUUUUUGAAAAAGAAA
Molecule: messenger RNA, 400 nt
Organism: Sycon ciliatum
Lineage: Eukaryota; Metazoa; Porifera; Calcarea; Leucosolenida; Sycettidae
Product: small ribosomal subunit protein eS21-like
Exons: 5
Coding region: 108-362 (84 amino acids)
Biological process (GO): translation; endonucleolytic cleavage to generate mature 3'-end of SSU-rRNA from (SSU-rRNA, 5.8S rRNA, LSU-rRNA); endonucleolytic cleavage in ITS1 to separate SSU-rRNA from 5.8S rRNA and LSU-rRNA from tricistronic rRNA transcript (SSU-rRNA, 5.8S rRNA, LSU-rRNA)
Cellular component (GO): cytosolic small ribosomal subunit; ribosome
Molecular function (GO): structural constituent of ribosome
Source: RefSeq, a predicted model, not a curated record